Messenger RNA from Dibothriocephalus latus, 662 nucleotides. The record is from the annotation of a GenBank genome assembly. NCBI's taxonomy places the organism in Eukaryota, Metazoa, Platyhelminthes, Cestoda, Diphyllobothriidea, Diphyllobothriidae.
GACGAGUAACUAAUUUGCGUCGAUGUACCUACGUGGUGCUUGAUGAGGCAGAUCGUAUGUUCGACUUGGGCUUUGAACCCCAGGUCAUGCGUAUAGUCGAGAAUUGCCGUCCCGACCGGCAGACGGUCAUGUUCUCGGCAACAUUCCCCCGACAGAUGGAGGUGCUAGCCAGAAAAGCCCUCACUAAUCCCAUUGAAGUGCAAGUCGGUGGACGGUCUGUAGUCUGCGGUGAUAUCGUCCAGAAAGUUGUAAGUCUAUCUUCCCCCAUGUGGGUCCUUCCGUCUGAAGAGGACAAGGUUUUGAAGCUGCUGGAACUUCUAGGCAUCUAUCAGGAACAAGGCAGUGUUCUGGUCUUCGUGGAGAAGCAAGAGAGUGCUGACGAGUUGAUGCGUUUCGGUUACCAUGCCUUUGGCCUCAUUCUCCCAUUUUUAACAACUGCCUACUUUAACCUGCCUAGACGGACUGGCCGCGCUGGACGCAAAGGCUAUGCCCAUACUUUUAUCACCCCCGAUCAGGAAAGGAAUGCGGGUGAUCUGGUCAAAGCUUUCAGUCUGAGUGGUCAGCCGGUGCCCGAGGACAUUUACCUUCUCUACGAGGGCUAUAAGGAACGCAUGAUGAUGGUGAGUUGUGUCAAUCGCCCUUUUACUUUGCACAUAUUUUGA